Messenger RNA from Penicillium waksmanii, 1497 nucleotides. It is a transcript of the gene dbp3, whose product is annotated as RNA-dependent ATPase DBP3. Bases 1 to 1497 code for a protein of 498 amino acids. Lineage: Eukaryota; Fungi; Ascomycota; Eurotiomycetes; Eurotiales; Aspergillaceae. Gene Ontology annotation, cellular component: nucleolus. The record is from RefSeq and is a predicted model, not a curated record. The transcript has 3 exons. Gene Ontology annotation, biological process: rRNA processing. Gene Ontology annotation, molecular function: ATP binding; RNA binding; RNA helicase activity.
AUGGGAAAACGAAGCCACGACUCGGCGGAGCUCAAGCCCAAGAAGAAGUCCAAGUCUGACAAGCCUCCCAAGGAGAAGAAGAGCAAGAGCGACAAGACCGAAAAGACCGAGAACGUUGUUGCGGAACAGGAAAAUGGCACCUCGUCCAGCGACUCGUCCACCUACACCCAAGCAUCUGCUCUCACAGCUCUCCCCCAGUCUCAAAUCGAUACUUUCAUGAGCGAGCAUGUGAUUAAGUUCACCGAUCCCUCUGCAGACGCACCAGCCUACCGCCCAUUGACCUCUUUUGACUAUCUGCCUCCCUGCGACAACAGCAACCUGUACGACCCACUGAAGUCAUUCCCAGCACCCACACCAAUCCAGGCAUGCACCUGGCCGCUACUUUUCGCCGGUCGCGAUGUCAUCGGUAUCGCCGAGACAGGCUCUGGAAAGACCCUGGCCUUCGGCCUGCCUUGCCUGCGCAAACUGACCCAGUCCAAGAAGAGCAAUAAGCCUUACCACCCAAGCGCUAUCUACGACCAGCUCAUCAAAUACACCGCGGUGACCGAUGUCGGCGUGGUAUGUAUCUUCGGCGGUGUCAGUAAAGAUGAGCAGCGCACUGCCCUCAAGACGGCCGCCAUUGUCGUCGCUACCCCAGGCCGUCUGAAGGACUUACAACAAGACGGCUCCGUCGACCUUUCCAAGGUCAAGUACCUCGUCCUCGACGAAGCCGACCGCAUGUUGGACAAAGGAUUCGAGCAAGAUAUCAAGGAUAUCGUCGCGCCGAUGCCAGUCUCUCGCAGACAGACCGUUAUGUUCACCGCAACAUGGCCCCGCUCCGUCCGCGAUCUCGCAAACACAUUCAUGAGCUCUCCGGUAACCGUCACCAUUGGUGGAGACCCCUCCGCAGACCCCCGCGCCAAUCUCAGAAUUAAGCAAGACGUCGAGGUCAUGGAUGGCCGGGACAAGGAGAACCGACUCAUCCAGCUCCUGACAAAGUCACAGAAGGGCAAGAACCCCGAGAAGGUUCUUGUAUUCUGCUUGUACAAGAAGGAAGCCAUGCGUGUGGAGAGACUUAUCAGUCAAAGAGGUUUCAAGGUUGCUGGUAUCCACGGCGAUCUGAACCAGUCAGAGCGUUUCCGUAACCUUGACGCUUUCAAGACUGGAGCUGCGACUGUCCUUGUCGCAACUGACGUCGCAGCCCGUGGUCUCGAUAUCCCUGCUGUGAUGUUGGUGAUUAAUGUCACUUUCCCCCUGACUGUUGAGGACUACGUUCAUCGCAUUGGGCGAACUGGGCGUGCUGGUAAAGACGGCCAUGCUAUUACCAUGUUUACUGAACAAGACAAGGGUCUAUCUGGCGGAUUGGUCAACGUCCUCAAGGCCGCAAAGCAAAAUGUGCCCGAGGACCUUCUGAAGUUCGGCACCACCGUGAAGAAGAAGCAGCACGACGCCUACGGCGCGUUCUUCAAGGACGUCGACUCGGACAAGAAGGCCACCAAAAUUACUUUCGAUGAUUAA